This is a messenger RNA of Arachis stenosperma, 711 nucleotides long. RefSeq names its product HVA22-like protein f. The coding region runs from base 80 to 547 and encodes 155 amino acids. The transcript has 5 exons. The record is from RefSeq and is a predicted model, not a curated record. Lineage: Eukaryota; Viridiplantae; Streptophyta; Magnoliopsida; Fabales; Fabaceae.
AGUAUAACUCAUUAUUAUUCAAUCUAACUUAGCUUCCAAAAAAGAUCCUUUGAAUUAUUGAAUAACACAUCUUCAUAUCAUGGGCGCUCUUGGAACAGUUGUAAGAAAUUUCUACACAAUAGCAGGGCCUGGAGUGAUGCUUCUUUAUCCCUUAUACGCAUCAAUAAGGGCGAUUGAGAGUCCUUCAACCUUAGAUGAUCAUCAAUGGCUAACUUACUGGGUUUUAUACUCCUUCGUCGAACUCUUUGAGCUUUCAUGUUAUAAUAUUCUAGCAUGGUUUCCCAUAUGGCCAUACAUGAAGCUUGUGUUUUGCAUUUGGCUGGUACUGCCAAUGUUCAAUGGUGCUGCUUUUAUAUAUGAGAAUUAUGUGAGGCAAUAUGUGAAGAUAGUAAGCUAUGGAAGUUACAAGGAUUCAGAUCAAGACAAGAGGAAGGACCUUCAAAUGUUGAGCAUUGAUGCAAAAAAAUCUGUUGAACGCUACAUAGAGAGAUAUGGUCCUGAUGCAUUUGAGAAAGUUGUCAAAGCUGUAUGCUAUCAACAACUCUAAUUAAGCUGAGAAAGAAGCGUGGAGGCACUGAAGAUUGAUUUAACCAAGUUGAUAUCUUAUUAGGAUUUUAUAAACGUUGUGUAAUCAUUGCUUUUGUUGCAUGUGUUAUUAUGCACAAAAAUAUUAUGUAAUCCUUAAUUAUACUUUGUUUAAAUUGCAACAAU